AUGGCCCAACUGCACCGAUGCCCGCAAAGGCAAUCUCCGGAUAGCCCUCCCUCAGUUAUCCUUCCACAGGGCACAAAACUAGACGCAAAGGCAAUAUUACCCCUCACCGUCUCCAUCACAGACGAUCUCGCCGACACAGAAUACGACCCUCAACGGAUGAGCAACGCCAUCUAUAGCGCCAUCAACAACCCCGUCGAUGCCCUGAUUGUCUCCAUACCUGACUACGAGGCCCUACGGGAACCUAUCCUCAAGGCUAAGGAGCUUGGCAUCCCUGUCAUCGCCGUUUACACUGGACUAGAAGCUGCAAAGAAAUUGGAUAUUCUUGCCGUCAUGUCCGACGAGUUGGAAGGAGGAAGAAUUCUGGGUCAACAACUGAUCCGCAAGGGUGCCAGGGACUUUGUAUGCAUCGGCCCGAGCCUCAAGAUACCAACAAUGGCAGAUCGUUGUGGCGGUGUUCUGCAGGCAUUUCUAGACGCUGGGAUUAGCCUUUCAAGCGAUGUUUCGACACGAAUGCUUCACGUGGACAAGACUCGCAACACGACUCUGGGGAGCUCUAUCCAAACCCUCAGGGAUACUAUUUUGGAUAUGAAGAGCGUAACGGGAGUCGUGUACCUCACAUCACCAGUCUUCACCGAGACUAGCUUCAAUCUGGCCGCGGCAUUGAACGGGACACGCGAGUUUGUGUAUACAUCGUUUGACUUUAGCCCGGCGAUGAUGCCAGCUUUUACUACUGGUGCACUUCAUUACUCCGUCUCAACCAUGCUCUACAUGCAGACCCUCAUUCCUAUUCUCUUGCUCUACGUCCAGCUCAAUUCUGGCGAGAUGGUGAACCAGGACAGGAUCUUGACAGGACCCAAGUUGGUCACCCUUAGCAAUGCCAAGACUAUGCUGAUUCAGGAACAAUGGACCGCCGCAACCUUCAAGGAAUACGCCCUUAAUUUCAGUGUCAUGACUGGAAGCCCGGUAUCGGAUGAUCACUGGAACACACUUUCGACAGGAGCCAGAGAUGCUGCACAGGCCCUUGGUUGGGAAAUGACAGAAUACCGAUACGGCAGUCCGAUCCGGACUGAGGUUGUUGACUAUAGUAUUGACACGGCUUUGAGUUACCGUCACACGCAGGGUUUGAUUGUUAGCAACAGUCAUUUCAGCAACCUCGACUACGCUGUCAUGAAGUCUCUCGACCAAGUGCCCUCUCGGACAUCGAACGCCAACAAGACCGAACAACUCGGCUGCAACAAUAACAACAAUGUCAAUACACCUGGCACGAUCGACUGUAAGGCAUUGAUUCCUUGGAAUUACACCACCAACAAAGCCCUGCCGGUCCCUAUUGUCGGCAUCGGCUCGCCUGUGGCUAACCUCACCUCAUUCCAACACCUGUCGUGGGUUGGCGAGACCGGAUACUUGGCAGGAAACGAGUAUGCCGAUGCGAUCCUGGCCAACGGAGGCAGACGACCCAUCUGUGUCGUGUCCCUAGACGAGCCUGAGCAGCAGAUGUUGAUGUGCCAGGGUUUGUACGACCGUAUGCUGACUAUUCUGGGUCCAAACAGUCUACCUGCCUUCAACACCUUUUGCGUGCGCCUCGACAUGGCCGAGUUCUUGCAAUCAGAGCAAAAGUUUUCCGAGCUGUCCAAGGUGUACCCAUAUGACAGUCUUCACACCACCUCGACAAGUCUGUAUGGAUAUGUCCGGAGGUACAGCUCGGCCAUCAACAACAUUUCGAUCACAACUACUGGACGAUCGGCCUAUGCGCUCUCAGACUUUGUGGAGGGCAAGGUUGCCAGCUUAUGGUCCCAGCAGUCAUAUCUCAUUGGAUUCAUAUCCGUCUUCCAGCUUGCAUUUUCGACAGUGGUUCAGGACAGCACCUGGAGCUUUAUCGAGACCGGACCGGCGCGCGUCAACUAUGUCUGCGCUAAGGGGCAGAUGUUUUCUUUGGAAAGCGACACUACGUCGCUCUUCUGUCGUCUGCAAAAUGGAGCACACGUGAGCCGUUCUUAUUGCCAUCCUUGUCCCGCCCAACAAUUCAGCGACUCCUACAACAGUCAAAACUGCACAGCGUGCCCGGACGGAACCUUCACCAACCAUACAGGAUCGACAUUUUGUUGGAGCUGCGACGAGGAGGGUCAAUCAGCGCGCGCCUGCCAGAAGUACUUCUUGUCGACACAACAGCAGCAACAGAGUCACGACAAUAUGCUGGCAAUAUUCUUGCCAAUCGGUCUGGUUAUAUUUGCCAUCGCCGCGACCGCUAUCUUCAUGUACUGCUUCCAGAAGCGCGACAGGAACAGGAAGAUCCUUGAUGAUUCGUGGCAACUCUCGUACAGCAAGCUCAUGGGCCAUGAUCCGGAUCCUGACCAGGACGACGACAACGACUCGUAUGGCAACGGCAGUGAUGGAGGCAACACAGAGUCGAACAUGGAGAAGGGACUCUUUUCUAGCACCAAGAAGAAGCCGGCAUAUGGCGCACGUCCCACUAGUCGAUUCUACCGAAGUCGCUCCACAUUCGCCGUCGGUGUGAAUGGCAUCCAACCGAUGGAUGCUUCCGGGAAUGCGAUCGGUGUCUAUCGCAACCUGCCUGUCUUUAUUCGCCGCAUCGGAGGAUCUAAGGUUAACCUGACAAGGAAGCUGAGGAUCGAGAUCAUGGAUGUGAUGCAACUGCGACACCCAAAGUUGGUCGAGCUGGUCGGUGUCUGUCUUCAACCUCCGGACAUUUGUAUUGUCUAUGAGCAUUGUUCCAAGGGAACGCUGACUGAAGUUCUGGCCAACCCUGACCUGAACUUCAACUGGCUCUUCAAGUUGUCGUUCAUGAGCGAUAUUUCUCGCGGGAUGGAUUUUCUCCAAAACUCCAAGAUCCAGUGUCACGGAGAUCUGCGAUCGUCGAACUGUCUGGUCACGAGUCGGUGGGAGGUCAAAGUCGGAGGAUAUGGCCUCUCGGAGCUCAUGGAGACUCAGCGGACAGGAUACGGGCGAUCGGCAACCACAGUCAGCACACCUGCCGUUACAGUGACCGUGGCGCAAGGAGAGAAUGGCGCAAUUGCAGCUGAUGGUACAGGAGGACAGAGAAACUCGGUCAUGCGAGCGAGCACCGACAGUCGUGCUUUGAGUAUCGGAUCUGUCGUGCCACCGCGCUCUCUUUCGGCGAUCGAGGAGGAUGAGAACGAGAGGGAUGGAUGCCCUUACUUGAUUGCGAGCACUGCAGCUGAGAUCCAGGCCGGUCUUUGGGUUGCUCCCGAGAACAUGAUCCACAGGGGUCACGUCUAUCAUAGAGUGGCCACCAAGUCUGGCGACGUCUUCAGCGCGGGUAUUGUCUUUAACGAGAUCAUGACGCGGGCCUCGCCCUAUGGUAGACAGCUCCAGGACAUGGAUCCAGUCGAUGGUCCAUCGCAGCUUUUGGAUCUCAUCAAGUACGGUGGUCUGAGACCUGACCCCUUUGUCGACGACGAGAGGGAUGAGGGUGUCACUCACUUGAAUAAUUUGAUCCGCAACUGUCUUCAGUCCGAACCUCUGAUGCGUCCCUCGUUCACCCACAUUCAACAUCGACUGCGACUCAUCAGUCCUGACGGCGACAUGAUCGGAGGGAUGGCGGCCUUGCUCGAGAAGUAUGCCAACGACAUGGAGGAGUUAGUUAGGACGAGAACGACGCAUCUGCAGACACGGACGGCUGAGCUGGAGGAGGAACGCCUUCGCACGGACGCGCUUCUGAUUGAUCUUGAACAGUCCAAGAACCAGGCCGAGGCUGCUGCCAAUGCAAAGUCCAACUUUUUGGCGAACAUGUCUCACGAGAUCAGAACACCAAUGAACGCGGUUAUCGGUAUGUCAAGGAUCCUACUCGAAUCAGACCUCUCCCCAGACUUGAUGGAUUGCGCUGAGACGAUCGAGUCGAGUGGCAACCAGUUGAUGGCCGUCAUCGACGACAUUCUCGAUUUCAGCAAGAUCGAAUCUGGAAACCUUAAGUUGGCUCCUGAGAAGCUGGACCUGCCUCGUUUGUUGGAAUCCGUAUGCAACUUGGUCCUCAUGCAGGCUGCCACCAAGGGGUUAGGUCUGACUUUUGUCAUCCACCCUGAUACACCGAUUGAUGUGCUGGGAGACUUGGUCCGUAUUCGACAGAUUUUGCUGAAUCUGUUGAGUAACGCGAUCAAGUUUACUGAGAAGGGAAAUAUUGUUGUGAAGCUGGAGCCCAAGCCCAGGAUGUCGAGGUCGUUUCACAAGGCACACUACGAGACGGAUACCUCGGAGUCUGCGUCGUCGUCGUCGCCGGACCAGGCAGCAGCAACAGGAACUCAUGAAACGUCGGGGCUGCUGCUUAAUGUCGAGCACGCUUGUUCUGAUUCGAGCCUGCACUUGACGGAUCAUAGAGCGCGAUUGGGGACUGGUUCUGGAAGUGAUACAGGGUAUGGUACGUCGUCACCAUCACCUGCACCAGCGCUUGCACCAGCGACAGAUAAUUGGAACUCGAGUCAUAGUCAGGAAAAUCUUGGCGACAGCCAUUCGUCGUCGUCCUCGUUUCCGGACGAGAACCAUGUCGAUCUGUUGUGGUCUGUCGCUGAUCAAGGCGUGGGUAUUCCUGCGCAACGGAUGCACAAGUUGUUCAAGUCGUUCAGUCAGGCCGACGACUCUGUGACCAGGAACUUUGGUGGCACUGGACUUGGACUUGCUAUUUCCAAGAAACUUGUUGAGUUUAUGGAUGGUGAAAUGUGGGCUGAGUCUGAAGAGGGAGUGGGAUCGACGUUCUACUUCACGACCCUUCUCAGCUCUCCAAAGUCCAGCCAGACAGUGUCGCAGCAGCUGAACCUGGCCUUUUUCAAGGACAGAACCCUCUUGAUCAUCGACGACCGCAAGGUCACCAGAACCUCGUGGAUCCACCAGUCAUCUACCUGGGGGUUCCAAAAGACCCUUGUCUUCAACAUCCAGAAGGCUCUUGACUACUUGAAGCAGCAUCGUAAUGAGGUUGAUGUGGUUCUAAUCGAUGUCGAUCGGCCGCAGGCGAAAGUUAACCCUGGUCUGGCGAUCCUUCAACAGAUCCGCAAUAUGCCCGCGCAGGAACAGGAGAGUGACACCGGGUCUGCAGGUCUCUCGCCUCCUCUGCCGGCUCCGUCGUUGUUGGUGCCCGGCAAGCCCAUACCCUGUGUCUUGGUGUCAUACCAUCGCCGUAACCACCCCGAUCUCAGCCACUAUUCCUCCAGUUCACCGCCCUCCAAGAUCGCCACCCACGGUUCCCCCUCGCCCAUCAGCCCGAUAUCGCCUAGGUCCAUGGCGCCCAACUCCCCCGUUCCAGGAGGAGGGCCAAUGAAGGAUAGGAAGUUCUCCAAGGGUUCUGGGUCGAGUGACAACCUCUUUUCCGCGACCGACUCUCUAGAUCCUUUUGGUAGCCAUCCCCAUUCUCAUGCGGGAUGUAUGCCAAAUACCAUGAACAGUGGGAUGUUGGUCACCAAGCCUUGGAACUCUCGCAAGGACCGGUCCUCUUGCUUCAACACCAGCCCUACCAUCGGCAGUAGUAUCGGCACCAAUGGUAGCAGCAAGAGCGGUGCCAAUGGCGCUGGCACCUUCCCAAAAUGCAGCUCCCCAACCUCGCCACACCACCCAAUCCUUCCUGGCGACCUUACAGCUGCCACCCAUCCACCACCCUCACUCGAUUUCCAGGAUCAGGAAGACGCGUCGGUCGGACAUCUCAUCAAACCCGUGAAGCAGUCAAAACUCCUCCCAAUGUUCCAUGGACUCAUGACAGGGUCUUGGCCCCUCGCCUGCGCUGCGGCGCCCGACAACGAUGUUCGGAGUGACCAGCGCAAGAAGCAGAUGGAGAAGUUGGAGUGUUUGCUGGUCGAUGAUAACCCUGUGAAUCAAAAGGUCAUUUCCAAGAUGUUGAGUCGGAUUGGGAUUGUGCCGGAGCUUGCGGCGAAUGGGCUCGAGGCUGUCGAAAAGUGUCGGGCGCGUGCUGAAGCUGUCGCUGCUGCUGCUGCCGCUACUACCGCUGAGGGAGGCGAGGAUGGGUCGAGUUUGACGUCCACCACGACUGCAGGAGGAGGAGGAGGAGCCAUGAAGGCGAAGAAGGUCAAACAGUACGACAUUGUCUUUAUGGAUAUCUGGAUGCCCAUCAUGAGCGGCCAUGAAGCGACCAAGGAGAUCCGAGCCACCGUCCCAGGCGUCACAGCCACCUCGCCAUUGAUUAUCGCCAUGACGGCCUGUGUUAUGCCAGGGGACCAACAGAAAUGUAUCGACAGUGGGAUGAACCGGUACCUUUCCAAGCCUAUCCGUAAGGAGGAACUCUCCAAGACUGUAGAGGAUUGGUUGGAUGAACGGGCCAUGGCCGAGGAGGAGUUGAAGCUUUUGAAUCAGAGGAAAUUGAUCCAGAAGAAGAAGCGGGAGAUUUUACAGAAGCGUAGUUUGGCGGUGCUGACGACGGGUGUGGAUGAGUUUGGGCAGCAGGUGGAGGCCGGGUUACCGUCAGUAACUGUUGUUAAUGUCGAGGAUGACGAUGAGGACGACGAGGACGAAGACGAUAGUGGUAGUGAUCAGUUGGGACAAAGCGACGAGGGGUUGGGUGGAGAGCACGAGGAGGAGCUGGUCGACUCGAACGACGGAGAAGUCUUACCCUGUGGCGUUCAUGCCAACAAUAUCAACGACAAGAUCCAGUUACACUCGCUCGAGAACAAUCGUAUCGCCGCUGCACGUCAGAAGAGACGUCAUCAACGGACCCGAAUGAGCACCGACCCGAUGCUGAUGAGCGACUCUGAGGGUGUCCUUGGCUGCUGUGAUGGUGGUGGAGGUGGACUCAAGAUCAUUAGUGUCGGCGAGGAUGAGGUUCGGGCGGCUACGCGAGAGCGCAAGCAGCGUGGGUCGCGAAAUCGUGGAGGAUCAGGGUCGAUUCUGGAUCCCUUAACUGGUAGUGUUGUCCAGGGUAAUCGGUCUUCGGGCGGCGACGAGUAUGAAGACGAUGAGUUUGAGGACGACGAGAGUGAUAUGGACCUCGAUGAUGAUCCCCAACAGCCACAAACUGUCUUUGCGGAGGGCGCUUCGGUUGAGCGACCCCUUUCCCACACGACGAUGGACUCUCUCCACACCGCCAACACGCACAACACGCACACCGCAGAUGGAGCUUCGAGUCAGCGAAGCAGUCUGUUGCCCAACUCUUCCAGUCUUCGCACCAUCCGCGGAAUCUAG
Molecule: messenger RNA, 7152 nt
Organism: Linnemannia hyalina
Lineage: Eukaryota; Fungi; Mortierellomycota; Mortierellomycetes; Mortierellales; Mortierellaceae
Source: the annotation of a GenBank genome assembly